This is a messenger RNA of Nicrophorus vespilloides, 5226 nucleotides long. Its product is annotated as ankyrin repeat and fibronectin type-III domain-containing protein 1. Gene Ontology annotation, biological process: establishment of mitotic spindle orientation; regulation of establishment of bipolar cell polarity; signal transduction. The coding region runs from base 314 to 4354 and encodes 1346 amino acids. Gene Ontology annotation, molecular function: protein binding. The record is from RefSeq and is a predicted model, not a curated record. Gene Ontology annotation, cellular component: spindle. NCBI's taxonomy places the organism in Eukaryota, Metazoa, Arthropoda, Insecta, Coleoptera, Silphidae. The transcript has 8 exons.
GCAUUUAGAAGCACAGCAGCGUGACUGUGUGGGGCUCCUCCAGUCUGGUCCCCUUCUCUCCACGCCAACCACGAUCAAACAACUAUUUGCUUCCCAAUAGUAUACCAUGAGAGACAGCUGUUUUUAGUUGAAAGAAUUCAUUUUAUCAACGAGCGUCGUCGCCAGUUCGUUCCAUUCUCGCGCGCGCCUUUCAAAAGCGUACUACUGCUCGCUAGUGUUUGUUUUUGUUCCGUAACGUUAGUUAGGUGUAUUAUGUGAGUGUUCGUAUUUAAUAUAUUUAGUGCCAUCAAGUACAAAUGUGCAAUUGUAAAUUAUGGGAAAAACUGCGGAGGCUCUAGUGAAGCAUCCCAGAAUGUCUGAGCUCUUCGCGGAGCGCCGCAAGUCGGUUGCAGGCCUGAAGAGGUCCAAGUCGGUGAGGGCGAGUCUUCGGUCCAUCGGUACGAAGCUUCUGCACCAGAAGUCCAGCAACGAUUAUAUAUCAAGGAUGAACAGGUCGCCUUCCCUAUCCAAUAUACAUAGGAACUUCCUAGUGGAGAAGGAACCGGUGGAGACCAUCCUGAAGACUCCGAUGACUUCAAAGCAGCAAAGUUUGAGGAAGGAUUUCUUGAUGAAGGGACAGAACUGUAAGCUGACGCUAAGCACGCCGCCUCCGGUGAUUGCACCAAAGGCGGCCGCCCUUCUGCACAUCCCCAUCAUAGAGAACUGUGAGCCGACUAUCCGCUUCCGCCCUAGGAAAUCCCCAAAAAAGGACGACCGUCGAAUUGAUGAUAACGACAACUACGACGGUUUUGCUACACUUCAGAGGUCCUCCUUACGUCUCUCAAUCACCGCAAAAAAACGCGGUGGAAUGUGGAGUUCUGCCGCUUUUUCCUCAACAUCAAAGUUACCAACCGUUCCGAGCGAAUGCGAGAUGGAAGUGGCAAACGUUCCGCCGAUCCCGGCCCUAACGACGGCGCUGCCGCCUCCGGGCCAAAAGCCCACCAAAAAGCAGGCUAAAUUGCUGCAACAAAGGCUCGAUAGAUUAGCCAGGGUCAAUAUACAUCUGCACGCUCUCUUCGCGGCAGUCGAAAAUGGACAUCUGGAGAAGGCGAGGACCAUCCUGGAAUCCACGGACGUCGACGUCAACUGCUCGAACAACGACGGAAUUUCCCCGUUGGACGUGGCCGUCCUCAGCAACAAUCGACCCCUGGUGAAGAUGUUGAUCAGCUUUGGCGCCAAGGAAGGAAACCAAUGCACGGUCAAUCCGGAAAAAUUGGGCUCGCACCUGAAGCAGCUUCUCGGAGACGCUGAGAUGCGCCUGCAGGAAUUCGGGGGACUCCUGGAGGAGAACUGCGGAGCACCUCUGAAUACGAGAGCAUCCUUCUCCAGCAUCAUUGGAAAUGCCUAUCAUCCGUCUUCAGCGAUGACCGGCUGUGCGGGAGGUGAUAGCGACAAGCAGGCCAUAGCCUGGGGAAGGCGGGCCAAAACCCUCAGGAGAUUAGUGCUAGGCUUUACUCAAGCUCGACCACCGGAUCCUCCGUCCCUGGUAGCCGUCGAUAUUACCGGAAUUAAUACAGUUUUAGUCAGAUUACUCGAACCUUCGUCCCAUGAUUCUCAUGUUACAACCAAGUUUAAAGUGCAAUGGUCCACACGAGCCGACUUCGCUCCACUUACUGGAGAAUUGGAUAUUAACGAUAUAUCGAAGCCAAGCUGCACCAUAGAAUUGACCCAAGGCCGAAGAUACUUCUUCAGGGCGGCUUGCGGUAAUCUCAAGGGAUUCGGUGGUUACCUAUCCUCCACACCGGCUUCUGUUGUUCCGUCUAGCUGGAGGGAAGUGGAUGACCGCGAGGAGAGAUUUACAGGAAAAGUUAAGGACUUGGAGGUACUGACAGAUGAGAUGCGUCAUCUCAGGCCGGGCAGCGAAAUGCUUGAAGCGCCCGGUCAACAACGCCGUAUGCAACGGAAGAAGACCACCAUCAAGCAACUAUUCACGGCGGCCAGUAAGUUUCAAAAGAAUCUCAGAAGAGGCAUAUAUCUGGCAUGCAUCCUCUACCACGAAGACAAGGUUUUGGUUACCAAUGAGGACUUCCUGCCUGUGAUCGAGAUUGACGAGACAUUCCCGAGUUGCAUCCACAAUGAUCUUCACUGGUUCAUGAAGGUUGCGUGCAACUGGGAUGACACUAAGUCACUUAAAGCCGAUAUGGAUAAACAUUCCUCGUCAGCAAUCCAUUUUCGUACCAAACUUCUACAAGCCGCCCUCCAGAUGCAGUCCACUCUUUGUCUACAGGAUCUGGGUCAACUUUACUACCGCCCAAUUAAAGACUCCCAAGGAACUAUCGUUCUUAGCACGAUCAAUUACGUGAAAUCGCCGAAGAACGUUUCAGUUCUAAACUCCAGAUGGUUACCAAUGAACAAAGUGUUCAAGAAGACGGUCCUCGGAGAUGAUCACAGCAUCUCUGAGAUCCUUAUGUCUUCCAUACAGGAACAAAUCAACUACCAUCAAGUAUCCAGCUUAAAGUUAGCAAAAGGACUCUACCUGGUAUACUUGAAGAUGCAAAGCUCUGUAGAUCUCAUUCAAGUGGUGGUCCCGUCCAAGAGCCCGAACAUGCUGCCCCACUGUAAGAUCAGAGAUAAUCCGCACGUUUCAGCUGAGGAAUGGGAUUUCCUGAAGCAGCAACACAUUCAAAAUGAUUUGGACCAUUCCACUGAGCAACAGCGAACUUUCCUAGAAUUAGUUACCAGCGCCGCUAAGAGACUCUUCAACUAUAUGGAUAUAACGAACGAGGAAGCUCUCAACCAUAGACUGUACGAUACGGAGAUCAUCGAUUUAACUGACGAGGUCAGCUUUAUAGUGAUCUGUCCUUCUGCUGAAUUCUCUUGCUCCGUUCCGGGUCAGCGAGAAAUGCUACUCCAACGUGGAGAUCUCCUUAGCUUACCGAUACCGGUUUUUGAAAUGAUCCAUCUGAAUACAUAUCAGAACAAUAUCAUUCAGAGGUAUUCUCGGCUUAACUGCGUUUUGGAAUUGGAUUCGGCCACCGCAAACCAUUUGCACCGUGAGGCCUUCUCCAACAGUGAGGUUGCCGUUGCCAAAGAGCGUUUGAAUAAGUUGCAGGAUUUUCAAACAAAACUGAAUUUAAUCUGGCGCUGCGCUAGAUGGUUGAUGGAGGUGAUAGCCUUCGCCAGAGACAAGACAACUCAGGGUAUCUCGAUGAAGUUCAUUCUGGACAAAGAGGUACAUACGAGUCCGAAAAGGAAUUUGCUGCAGCUGCCGGCGCGCGACGGUAAGAUCGUGAAGAGUACGCCAGGUCGUGGAUCGUGGCCAGGACCAGGUGCUUCCGCUCAGCCGUCUCAGACUUCCGGUCUUCUCAAUGAAUUCAGCAAAAGUGAGCAACAUUUAAAUAUGACACAGAGCAAUUCGCAGUUUCUCAACGCCAGUGAUACGGAAUCUCGCAAGAACUCCGACAGCUAUGCCAGCGAUAUCUUCAACGAAUGUUUGGUUCCUUCGAGAAGCGAAGAUAUGCUUUUCUCCAUACCCAUGACUUCUGACCAGAGGAACAGGUCUAGCACCAUAAGCUCGGUUUCGGCGACCACUAGUCCUCUUCUUAACGUGCGUCCGAUGUACAGCGGAAGCCUUUUGAGCGUCAACACUAUUAAUACAACGAACACUUCCGAUAGUAUGCAUAGCUUGAGCUCGGACAGCGAUAAUAGCUAUCCGAUGCCGCUCGGUUGCAGCACACCGCAUAGGUUGUCCAAACCAAAGAACAAGAUGGUUCCUUCCAGGAGCAUGACGAACAUGAAGCAAAACAUCAUGGAGAUUACAACAAAGUCCGAGAGAUUCCGACCAAAGCAUCUAGACAUCGAAUCUAACUUCCUCUCUUCGAAUCUGGAUACUCAUCUCUCUAAAAGCCUGACGAAUAUCAAGAAUUCGACUGACGACAAGACGUACUUGAAACCGGCUGAUCAGAUUAGCCAGAAGCAGAAAAUUGCUGAUCCAACUUUUAAAGCUCCCGUGAAGGAGCUAGAGCCAGGCAUAUUGCAGGUCUUCGCUGCCUACGAAACUGGUUUAGCCAGCGGAACGAGCCUCAAGUUGCACGUAACCCCGAAGACGACAGCCAGGGAGGUUGUCGAUCUAGUGGUGAAACAACUCAAUAUGGCGGUGGUACUGAAGGGCAAAGAUGGUCCAAUUUAUCCAGCCGAGAAGUUGAAGAAUUUUUGCUUAGUCGCUGUAAUCGGCGCCAGAGAGCGUUGCCUGAGGGAUGACUUCAAGCCUCUUCAGCUGCAGAACCCUUGGAAAAAAGGCCGUCUCUACGUUAGGCAAAAGCAGGAUGUGUUGGCUGCGCUAGAACACAGCAGCAAACAAACGGCCAUCAUCUAACUUUGAUAAGAGAUGUUGUAUUACGAGAGAUUAAGUUAAGAAGACAAAGAUAACGAUAACAGGGUCUAAAAGAGUUUUAACCGUAGGAAUGAACAUGUGAAAGAAAACCUGUUUGAGUGGUGCUAAGAGAUAUUUUCGUUCGUUAAUUUUCUUGAAGUUUACUAAUUUUUUUGUUAGCAAUAAACUCGAGAACUGUAAAUACCAAAGUUAAAUUAAUCAACGCUUUCGUCCAUACGUGCAUGAUGGGAGGAGACUCAAUCGAGCGGGCAUUCUAACACCGAUUAACUAUUUUAUCCGCAUUUAGAUGAAAAUUAGAUGCAACAAUUAAACUGGUGUAUAUUUAUUAUAAAUGUUUUAGAGAGUCACUGUCUAUCGUGAAGAAGAUGAAGAACACUAAGUAGUCACAACAACAAAGUUUCCUUUGAUUUCAACGCUUCGAAUUUAUAUCUGUUUUUUUUAAAUAGUUUUGUUUAUUCUUUUCUUUUUUCGUAUUCUCGUUUGGCUUAGUACAAAGACCGAAGAUGGAGUUUUGUUAUAUUUUGUACAUAGUAUAUAAGAGAUUUAUUGUUUGUGUGGGAUCUAAAGACUAAAUCGUGUAUAGUUAAUUUAUAUGUGUGAUAUGUAAAGAUAAUUGAAAUAGCUUUAUUUUAUAGAGACCGUAUUUUUAUUUCCUUACAUUUUUUUACGUUUACUGUUUCUUCUUUCUUUCUCAAUUUUGAUUUCUUCAUCCGACACUGAUACGCAUUUCUUAGAAACUAAGUCUACAGAUAUUGGAAGAUUGAAGGGAAGGAACAUGAUUGCACUCCAUUAUUUCAAAAUGGAAACAAAAUGUUUUAAAGAAAUAUAUUAUAUAUUGUGUAAUAUAGAAAAUA